Molecule: messenger RNA, 2055 nt
Organism: Papaver somniferum (opium poppy)
Lineage: Eukaryota; Viridiplantae; Streptophyta; Magnoliopsida; Ranunculales; Papaveraceae
Exons: 6
Coding region: 1-2055 (684 amino acids)
Source: RefSeq, a predicted model, not a curated record
AUGGGAGAUGCUUCUCAUGCGUCUCAUGUUAGGUCUCGUACUUAUGCUGAUCAGGUGAAGGGGAAGCAACAGCUUCCAACAACACCUAUUGAUCUCAGUUCUUUACCAUUGCCAACUCUAAAAGAAGGCAAACCUGCGGUUGUUUUGCCUGAAUCUUUCUAUUUAGAAGGUUGUGAUAUUUGGAGAUUCAGUCUUAUUGGACAUUUAGAUUUCAAAGGAAUUACUUUCCAAGAGGUGAAAGAUGAUUUGGAACAUCAAUGGCAGCUCAAGGUGUGGGUUACCAUUAGAAUUCUGGACAGAAAAAACGUUUUAUUGUCCUUGGCUAAAUCAUUAGGAACUCCAAUUGUGGUUGAUAGACGUACUCUUGCUCAUGAAUAUGGUCACUUUGCAUCAGUUCUUGUGGAUAUUAAUUUUUCUGAAGCUGCUACUGAUGCUAUUCAUAUUGCGGUUGGGGGUUUAGAUUUUUGGCAAUCUGUUGAGAUUCAAAAAAUUCCAAAAUAUUGUUCCAAGUGCAAGUUGAUUGGGCAUACUGAUCAUGAAUGUAGGAAGCAGCACAAGGAAAAUACUGAGCGACAACUUGUGGUAAGCAAACAAGUUAGUGUUGAAGAAUCUCAACCUGGCGUGAGCAACAUUCCUCAAGCUCAACCUACUGGUGGGGAAUGGCAAGUGGCUAGGCGUAAGAAGAAGGGUAAGAAAAAGGCUCAAAACGCCAAUGUAGUUGUUCAUGAUGUUGUGGACAAUAUUGCUGGUGAAGAAGCUGAUGUGGAGUAUGCUGCUAAGCUGGUGAAGGAUCAGCAGUUGGAGGUUGUUAUGGCACAAGCCAAAGCUUAUUUUGAAUCUGUCUUCGUUGAAUUGGCGAGAACUAAACAAGCACAGUCUUCAAAAUCAGUGCUAGUUAAGAAUGGAAAAGUGGAUGUGGCUGAGAGUUCAGCUGAUGCAAAGUUUAGGGCUGAUCAGGAAGCUAGGCGUGUUCGCAUGCAAUCCAUGCACAAGGUAGUGAAUACUACUGAUGGUAGGAAUGCUUCUGAUUCUGAGUCUCUUCAGGAUUCUAAUUUAAGAAAUUGUGUUGAAAAAGGAAGUUCACCAAGAAUAAAUUCUGGUAGCCAAAGCUGCAUAGCUACGCCUGUAGUUAUGAAUUCUAGUAGGCAAGCUAUUACUAUUGAAACAGAGGGGGUUUUGAUUUCCUUUGUUCAUGCUAGCUGUUUUCGUGUCACGAGAAGAAGUUUAUGGCAGCAACUUUGUUCGGUUGAUAUUAAUACUCCAUGGUUGGUUAUGGGUGAUUUCAAUUGUGUUCUUCGCAAUGAGGAGAAGAGAGGAGGCAGACCGAAAAGAGCUCCUUUUAGAGUUCAGAAGAUGUGGUUUUCUCAUUCACACUUCAUGCGCAUGGUGAGUGAGAGUUGGAACGCCCCUAUUACUGGCACGCCUGCUUUUAUUUUUCCUUCCAAACUUAAAAGGUUAAAGGUUGAAUUGAAAGAUUGUAAUUUACGUGUCUUUGGCAAUGUUUAUGUUAAGCUCAAGCAAGCGCAGCUGACUAUGGAAGUGGCGCUAACAAUUUCGGAUGAGGAUCCAGAAGAUGUAAUUAAGCUGAAUUAUGCCAAAGAGGCUUCAGUUACGCUUCAGGAAAUUCGUUCACAGCAAGCUACUAAGUUGAAACAAAAGUCAAGAAAUAAAUGGCUUCUGGAAGGUGCUAGUAAUACUUCUUUGUUUCAUGCCAACAUUAGGACUCGAAGGAGUAGUAAUAUGAUUUCGGAGUUGGUGGAUGAUAAUGGGGUUGUUCUAACUGAUUGUGACCAAAUUAGAGACCACACCGUGGCCUAUUUUGAGGCUAAAUUUAAUGGUGCUGAGUUGCCUAUUGAUGAUGCGUUGUUUCAAUAUGAUCAUAACAUUAUCUCCGUGGAAGAUAGUCAGAGAAUGGAUGAAAUUCCUACUAUUGAAGAGAUUAAGAAUGUUGUUUUCGAUCUUGGCGCUGAUAGUGCCCCAGGGCCGGAUGGUUUCUCUGGUUGUUUCUAUAGGACCUUUUCAAUGCAGUCACGUAUUGCUGGCGUCGGCAGAUGA